Molecule: messenger RNA, 580 nt
Organism: Camelina sativa (false flax)
Lineage: Eukaryota; Viridiplantae; Streptophyta; Magnoliopsida; Brassicales; Brassicaceae
Source: RefSeq, a predicted model, not a curated record
CUUAUCCUCAAAAAAAUGUCUGCCUCCUCCUCUACAUUGGUGCCUCCGCUGAUGAUGAGAGAGGAAGAAGAGCCGAGAAACUGGACGGAGCUUCCGUCGGAGGUUACGUCUUUGAUCCUGCUCCGACUUGGUGCAGUUGAGAUACUUGAAAACGCUCAGAAGGUGUGCAAACCGUGGCGACACAUCUCUAAGGACCCUUCUAUGUGGCGAAAAAUCGACAUGCGAGACCUGGGAAACCGAAGAUUGAAGGAUUUGGAUUUCGAUACCUUGUGCCGUCACGCUGUUGAUCUCAGCCAGGGCGGCUUGCUCGAGAUCAACCUUGACUUCUUCUCGUCCGAUUCUCUCCUUGCUUGCCCACAUCUAAAGACAUUGAAGCUAAACUCCCCAGGAUGGUCACGCUACAUAUCGUUUCGCACCAAAUGUGAUGAUGAUGAUUAUCCCCUAGCAAUCAGCAUGCAACUGUUUCGACAUCAACCGUGUCGGCAUUCUUAAGAAGCACUGUUUGGAGAGGAUCAAAGAGUUCAGAAGCCCGGACAACUCAACCGAUGGUAUCACUUUUGUCAAUUCUGAUUCUGACUCA